CAUCACUGGCCUCGACUGGGUCGGAAAAUCGUCAGAGUUCAAUAGCUGUCUACCAGCCUCCAUCACUUCAUACGACACUCCAGCAUGCAAGCUACCACCUCUACUCGAAGAUGAAAUCCAGUCAUCGGUUUCUUCGCUGCGAAAGACGGUAGCUGCUGAUUUCGCUUCAAACCUUUAUACCCUGCUUCACAACGUGAGCGCCCCUCGCUUCGCAGCACAGAGACUGCACCUGCCUUGCAUUGUAUUCAAUGUCAGGGAAGUCAGACGGGUGCGCAGUCCAGCACCAGAAACUCUGUUCACGUAUGGAGUGAAGGCAGACGGGCUUCACGACUUACUUAUCACAACCGAAGAGACCCUGGUUCAGUUCUGGCCUGCAAGGCCCACUGAGAAAAAAUUUGUCCUUGUCCGUCCUUGGGAUCGGUCUCUCCUCAAGCUAUCUGACUUUGUAGAACCGACUAAAUUUGUGGAACCGUCUGACUUUGGACAUGAUAUGGAGAGCGAGGAGGAUUAUUGCACGCCACCUUCUUCCCCGUCAGAUGCCUGGUCCAGUGGUUCUCCUGUAAAUCAGGGGGUGGUUGACCUAGAAUCAUGAGCAUUCCGGUUGCUUGUUUGCCUUGGGCAGCCUUUCGGUGCAUUCUUGCUAGCGCAGCAGGGCAGUGGAGAAUAUAAGAGGAUCGUGUCAGAUCAUGAUAUCAUUGGACAAGUCAAUGACGUGGUUUCUGUUGGAGACUUGAUGGACAUCAGGACCAUAGAAAUAUUGUAGUCGUAUGUUUUUCUUUUAAAGUUUAUGGAUUUCUGAGCGGUUUGCAUUUAUGCUUCAAAGAUCAUAUUCGUACAGUAUACGUAUCAUAUAUGCAUGUGAAUUGGACUACAUCCUUACUUAUCAUUUCUUGCAACUUGGAUGGGUUCAUCAUAUUUGAAAAAUGCG
Messenger RNA from Suillus subaureus, 928 nucleotides. RefSeq lists its product as uncharacterized. Lineage: Eukaryota; Fungi; Basidiomycota; Agaricomycetes; Boletales; Suillaceae. The annotation marks the transcript as partial. The record is from RefSeq and is a predicted model, not a curated record. The transcript has a single exon.